CAAGCCGCCGCCUUCUCUUCAAUUGAAGCAGCUGCCGUUCUUAAGGAUACCGUCGCCCUUUGCCUUGGGAAACACGAAUUUUGCGCUUCUAAAAUAGAACAGUGGACGUCUGGUAUAAUAGACCAAUGCCUUAUUCAGUUAGCCAAGCUAAACAGGCCUUUCAAAUAUAUUGUCACGUGCGUCAUCAUGCAAAAAAAUGGAACUAGUCUUCACACUGCCAGCUCCUGUUACUGGGAUCUGAAUACCGACGGUAAAUUAAAUAUACUUUUUUUGCCGACGACACUUAUUUUAAGUUGUUUUCAUAUAAUAAAGUAUUUGGGCCAAUUAACGCAGACCACUAAUUUCUAUUAA
Dibothriocephalus latus is the source of this 351-nucleotide messenger RNA. The record is from the annotation of a GenBank genome assembly. Lineage: Eukaryota; Metazoa; Platyhelminthes; Cestoda; Diphyllobothriidea; Diphyllobothriidae.